Molecule: messenger RNA, 1779 nt
Organism: Miniopterus natalensis
Lineage: Eukaryota; Metazoa; Chordata; Mammalia; Chiroptera; Miniopteridae
Gene: TAS2R3
Product: taste 2 receptor member 3
Biological process (GO): detection of chemical stimulus involved in sensory perception of bitter taste; sensory perception of taste; G protein-coupled receptor signaling pathway
Cellular component (GO): membrane
Molecular function (GO): G protein-coupled receptor activity; bitter taste receptor activity
Source: RefSeq, a predicted model, not a curated record
GGACAGAGGUCAGCUCUGCCCAGCAGCUGGGAUGCUAGGGCUCGCCAGGUCGCUGAUUCUGUUUCUCUCUGUCACCCAGUUCACCCUAGGCAUGCUGGGCAAUGGCUUCAUUGGGAUGGUCAAUGGCAGCAGCUGGUUCAAGAGCAAGAGAAUCUCUUUGUCUGACUUCAUCCUGACCACCCUGGCUCUCUGCAGGAUUGUUGUGCUGGGGAUCCUCUUUGCUGACUCUACGAUAAUGGUGUUCUCUCCCAGACUCCACGAGAUGGGGGAAGCCAUGCAAGUGAUCGAUCUCUUCUGGACGUUUACAAACCACCUGAGCACUUGGCUGGCCACCUGCCUCAGUGUCCUCUACUGCCUGAAAAUCGCCAGUUUCUCGCACCCCACGUUCCUCUGGCUCAAGUGGAGAGCUUCCAGGGUGGUCGGAUGGAUGCUGUGGGGGGCGCUGUUCUCUUCGUGCGGCAGCCUCGUGACUCUGGUUCAGGAGUUCAAGCUGCAUUCUGUUCUCCGUGGAGCCGAUGGCACGGGGAAUGUGAGCGAGCACUUUAGAAAGCAAAAGAAUCAAUUCCAGCUGACCCACGUCCUCGGGAUGCUGCGGAACCUCCCCCUCCUGGUCCUGUGCCUGGCCGCCUCCCUCCUGCUCAUCCUCUCCCUGGGGAGGCACACGCGGCAGAUGCAGCAGAGCGCGGUGGGCCCCAGCGACCCGAGCACCGACGCCCACAAGAGGGCCAUCAGAAUGAUCCUCUCCUUUGUGUUUCUCUUCCUGCUCUACUUCGUUGCCGUUUCAAUCACGUCCUCCAGCUACUUCCUACCGGGGGAAAGAGAGAUGACUAAAAUGAUCGGAGAGGUCAUUACCAUGUUUUACCCUGUCUGCCACUCAUUUGUUCUCAUUCUGGGGAACAACAGGCUGAGGCAGACGUUUGUGGAGCUGCUCUGGUGUGAGUCUGGCCAUCUGAAGCCUGUGCCCAAGGGACCCCUUUCCCCAUAGAAUGGCCCAGGGGACAGGAGGGAGCCUGGGAACCCCUCAGCCCGGCUCAAGACUACAGGGCUCUCUUUCUGACCCACCAGUUCUAAAAUAUCAGUAGGUGAGAGACCGCUGACCUUCCCACCGGGGACACUUCUCACGGCUCUCUUUGCGUGAUUGUGUUGGAGACUGUAAAACAGUCUUUGGAAAAUGUCAAUAUAUCAAGAGCACUCUCACUAUGUAGACAUGGAGUUCUAUUUUAAUAACUACCAGCGCAACGUAAUGAGCUGAUUACUAGCUUUAUCUUAAAGUGUAUACUGACGUUGAUAAAGCUGUUGUAAGUAAAACAGUGUCAUGGACUUGAGGAAAAGAGCAAAAGCAUUGCCAGUCCCGCAGAUUUGGGUUUUAACUCUGGUUCCAUGUGUCCUCCAAGACUUCUGGCCUUCGGCGAGUUACUUUAAUCGCCUGUCUGGUCCUCUCGUCCCCCAUUUUAAAAUGUGGAUUGUGACAUCACCUCACAGGGUCUUAGAGAUUCAUGAGACCAGAUGCGCCAGCAUUUUAGCAGAGCGUAUUGUAUAAAGCGCUCAAUAGGGGAAGCCCUUAUUGUGAGUAACAGUGAACUGUGCAGCGGUUCCCACAAGGUACCAGUUUCCACAGCUCCACUGCAUGGUGAUGAGUGGCGCGGAAUGACCCUUGGGCACUAGGGUCAUCUUCCUUCUAGUGCAGUCGUCCUCGCACUCCUUUGCCAUUUGGCUAAAGUCAAUUUCCAAGUAAUUUUUUUAUUUUUUAGAUUGGGCAAAAAAGACCAGGCAUUUUUU